AUGGUCGGCAAGGACUGUGUCGCCAUCGCAUGCGAUCUUCGCCUUGGUCUCCAGGCCCUUACCGUUUCCAACGACUUCCCCAAGAUCUUCCAGUACGGCGAUGUCUUCCUUGGUCUGACUGGCCUGGCCACCGAUGUGAACACCGUGAGCGACCUCUUCCGCUACAAGGUCAACAUGUACCGCCUGCGUGAGGAGCGCGAUAUCGCACCUCGUACCUUCGCCAACCUCGUCUCUUCGUCCCUUUACGAGCGCCGUUUCGGCCCUUACUUUGUGUCUCCCGUUGUCGCUGGCUUAGACCCCAAGACCGGCAAGCCUUUUAUCUGCGGUUUCGACAGUAUUGGCUGCAUCGAUUUUGCCAAGGACUUUAUUGUCUCUGGUACCGCUUCAGAGCAGCUCUUUGGCAUGUGUGAGGGUCUCUGGGAGCCCGAUCUGGAGCCCGAUGCCCUUUUCGAGACCAUCUCCCAGUCUUUGCUCAACGCCGUUGACCGUGAUGCUCUUUCCGGCUGGGGUGCCCACGUUUACAUUAUCGAGAAGGACAAGGUUACCAAGCGAUUACUAAAGGGACGACAGGAUUAG
Molecule: messenger RNA, 576 nt
Organism: Fusarium pseudograminearum CS3096
Lineage: Eukaryota; Fungi; Ascomycota; Sordariomycetes; Hypocreales; Nectriaceae
Exons: 2
Coding region: 1-576 (191 amino acids)
Biological process (GO): proteasome-mediated ubiquitin-dependent protein catabolic process
Cellular component (GO): proteasome core complex, beta-subunit complex; proteasome core complex
Source: RefSeq, a predicted model, not a curated record